Messenger RNA from Xyrichtys novacula (pearly razorfish), 3995 nucleotides. The record is from the annotation of a GenBank genome assembly. NCBI's taxonomy places the organism in Eukaryota, Metazoa, Chordata, Actinopteri, Labriformes, Labridae.
AGGAACUAUUUUCCCCCUCUCCGACUGAGUGAGCCGUCUUUCUUAUAGUAGACGAUCUUUGAGACAAACAUGGCAGCGCGCGUGUGAAUGUCAUGCCAUCCUGUUACAUUGCCUGAAUCGAUUCGUGUUCGGGUUUUAUCUGUUAUUUUCUGAAGCUGACAUGUAACUAAACUCUUGCAUUCAUUCACCUCUCACAGUUCAGAAUCGGAAAGUCUUACUUGAGUCGUUAACUGACCACCUUUCUACGUUAGCAUCGGUGCUAAGCAGAGGGAAACUUCUUACAACUGGCGAUGGAUCCUGACCAACAACUGAGAAAUGUAAGUCACUUUCUUCUGCAGUAACAUCUACAGUGAAGUUAUCUGCAAAUAAUCAUGUUUUUGAUGGAGUUUGUCUCUUUCAGCUGAAGGAUUUCCUCUUGGUUUACAACCGUAUGACUGAAAUCUGCUUCCAACGAUGCACCAGCAACUUCAACUACAGGAAUCUCACCAUGGACGAGGUAACUACACAUCUGUCAGACCAAGAGUAGACUCACCUAUAAACAAAUGAACGUCUUUUACUGAUAACUUUGUGUAUGUUCUAUAAUUCUGGUGAUAUAAUGUUGUGAAACAGAAAUAUUUGGACAUAAAUCUGACUGAAAUGUGCAGGCUCCUGUAUAUUUAUAGUCUCUAUUGUAGAAGGGAUCUCUUGCCUGGGGGGUGGUUUACAGUUAGACAUGACCAGAGAAUAAGUCAGGGCUUAUUCAGGGGCUAUAGGUUACAUUUAAGUUUCUUCUCAAUUGAUCCCAUGGACUUUGUAUGGUGUUGAGUUCAAGGCUCUCUACCGGUUGGUGUCUUGGCUGUAUGUAUUGCAGAAACUCUCAGGUUGUUAUGGAGCUCUGCUUAGGGUCAAACACACCGUAACACCGAGUUAGACACUCCCUCGAGAGAUGAAUGUUGCUGACUGCUUGCUUCUCUAGAUAUACCAACUUUAGUCAUGAUCGCACCAUAGCAAUACACAGUGGUCUGAGGAGCAAUAAACAAACCUCAACCAAAAAGCCACUCUAUAGCCACAAAUAAUGCUCAGAACAGCACCUAACUUCAUCAACAGUACAUAUAGGGUUCUAGCCACAGCACUAGCCACCAAACAUCUUUUUAGCUUUGUCUUAUUUCUUUAGCAAAGAGACUAAACACAACUCACCUACUCUCUUCCAGCAGCCGCUUGUUUGUACGGAGACCUCUGGUGAGUCCAUCACUAACUGCAGCGGGGUGACACAGCUCAAGGAAGAACAUUUAUGAUCAUUUCUUUAUGGAAACGCUAAGGCAGAGGAACUACCGCAUCUGCAGUGCAAAAUGAUUGAUAUGGUGAUUAUUACUUCAAGUAAAUGAUAAAGAAAUUAUCAUAAAUGUUCUUCCUUGAGCUGCGUCACCCCGCUGUCAUCUAUAAUGGACUGGCCGAGGUCUCGCUACAAACAAGCAGCUGCUGGAAGAGAGUCGGUGAGUUGUGUUUAGUCUCUGUGCUAAAAAAAUUAGGCAAAGUUAAAAAGAUGUUUGGUAGCUGAUACUAUGACUAGGACCCAAUAUGUACUGUUGAUGAAGUUAGGUGCUGUUCUGAGCAUUAUUUGUGGUUGAAGAGUGGCGUUUUGGUUGAAGUUUGUUGAUGGCUCAUCAGACCACUGUGUAUUGCUGUUGUUCGGUCGUUACUAAAGUUGGUAUAACUAGAGAAGCAAGCGGUUGGCAACAUUCAUUAUGUCUGACUCGGUGUUACGGUUUGUUUGACCCUAAAUUAAUUUUACGCCGGAAUAUCCCUUUAACUUUUUGAGGACAAAUGUCACCCUAAUCAUCACUCAAUACCUCUAAUUGCUGUCCCUGUUUAGGAGCGCUGUGUGGACAGCUGUGCGGGAAAGCUGAUUCGCUCCAACCAUCGCCUGAUGAACACCUAUGUGCAGCUGAUGCCCCGGAUGGUGCAGCGACGGAUGGAGGAGAUGGAGAGUAAGGCUGCUGAGUAUGCCAAGGCAGCAGAGGCGACUGCUUCGUCGUCUGUAACUCCUCCUGCCACAGAAGCCUCACCAGAGCUUCAAGCCCCUAUCCUCUCAUCUCCACCACAACAAGUAUUCCCACCAACUGAAGUCCAACCAGAAGCUUUUGGCUCAAUCUUAACACCAGCAGAGUCAGAUAUUUCAGCUGGUCUCAAUGCUGUCAUGCCUGCAUCCUCAGCAGCAGCAGAAGUCCAAUUAUCAGCUGCUACACCACUCACACCUGUGACUGAAGCAGUAAAUCUUCCAGUAGUUAAUGAAGCUGUUAAUGGACUGUCUAUCACAGCAAGCUUCCCUCCACCCCCUAUAGUUGGUACUCAGAUUCAGUCUGAGAGCUCGACACCUGCAUUUGUUCCAUCUGAAUCAACAUCUUUAUCAGUAGACAUGCCUGUGUCAACAGUAGCUGCCCCUCCAGUGUCUUUAUCCCCAGAGAGUAAACCACUGCCAGUCCAAAAGAAAGCACCAGAGGUUCCACCACCACCAUCAUCAUCAGGGCAAUAAUAACACCCUCUCUGGAUCUGUCUUAGGUGGUGAGACCCUGUUCAGGCCCUGACUUCAAGCAUAAUGGACCAACAUCUGCCAUGUAAUGCACUGUCAUUAGUUCAUAACUGUAUUCCCUGUAUUAUCACAGUAUUUUACAGUUUCUCUCAAAGAAUGAAGUUAUAGGAGUAACAUGAAAUAUACAGAAAAAUUAACUGAAACUUUUGUUCAUGAUAUAUCAUACAGGAUUAAGUCUCAAAUAUGAAUAUGUGCAGCCUCUGUUUUUUUUUAUUUUAUUUUAUUUUGUUUUUUAUAUUUUAAAUGAAAAAUUGAGGUUGUUUACUGUUGUUUUAAAAAAGUAAGUUGAAAACCUCAUAUUAGAAUCUAUUAUGGUCACAGAAAUAAGGUGAUUAAGUAUUAUAAUGACAAUAAAAAAAUCUUAACUAACUUUUUUAAAUGUUCCUUAUUGUAAUGGCUCCAUUAACAACCUCAUGUAGACUUAAAGGGUCUCCUACUGCAGAAUAAUCUAACUAAAGUGGUUAGUUGAGAUUUGGGUCUUAUCAUGUCCUUAAAUACAAUAUGCUCUUAAGUCAGCAGCAAAACCAUGAACAGAAAUCCUGAAAUCCUUUUCUCCACAGUGUUCUUGUUGAACCGCUGAAGUUCAUAUCUAGUUCAAACUAAUUCUGCUCCUGUUUGCGGUGCUUUGUCACAGGAAAGUCAGGAUUGUUUGGCCACCAGACCCCUGAAGUGUUCCACAUGACCCACAGGUAGAAAAAAAAGUGGUUAUUUCGCUACACUAAAAUAAAAAAAAAAUCAUUCCCACCACAUUUUACAUUGUCCAGCACAGUUCAUGCAGGGGGUUAAAACAAGCAUACAUAAUCACCUCACAGGCUGCAAACAGAUGUAUGCUCAUCAUAAAACCACUUACAUAAUCAUAAACAUAAGCUCGUGGCCAAACUGCACCCCAGUUGAUAUAACAACCGAUCUGUUGCACUUAUCAAACAACAAGCUUUGUAAACUGUCGAUUUCAGCAACACCUUUAAAAUUAGGGAUCAUCUAAACUUUUCAAAAUGCAAAAAUCUGAGACCCUGGUGAUUGGUUAUUUUCUCUCAAAAGGUAGCAUUUUUAAAUUAAGUACCUUGUGCCUACCUUCAUUAAAAAAAAUAAAGAUAUAACUAUAGAUAGCCCCUUUGAAGGACCCUUUCCUUCAUUUCUGCCCUGGGUAGUUGGUCCCUUUUCCCCCUGCCAUGUUGCCCACAGCUCUAAUGAUAUUAAGCCUUAGCUAAUGCAUAAUCAAUCAUAAAUCUCUCCUCUCCAUACAGCCCUGGCAGUCUUUUUUUCCAGGCUAUUGAAGAAACAAUGAUAUGAGUCAUUAAGGAACAUCAUAAUGAUCAUCUAUUAAAAUGUACUUGUGCAAUGCCCGUGGUGUGGUAUUUGUUUCAGAGACGCUUCCGCAAUCCUGAUGGAUUACAAAUAAAGAAGACGUAAGCUUGAUGACCAUGGA